GAACGUGGUCUCUUUUACAAGCAAACACCGCUAAAUUUCUGCAUCACUUUGGACGGAGAUCUCUCCUCGUCGCCAAACUCUCCGACCCAUAAGUUAUUGACGGUUUUAUAAUUGUUAAGAGUGAAAAAAAACAUAUUAAUUUGUUAAUUAUGAACAAAUUUACUGUCGUUCUCGCUAUAACUGCAUUGAUCGCUUCAGAAGCCAGUGCUCAGAAUUUCAAAUGCCCCCCAAAAGACGGCCAGUAUGAGGAUUCCGUUCAGUGUGACAAAUACUAUGAAUGCGUAGACGGUGCAGCUGUAGCGAAACUCUGCCCCGAUGGUCUGGUCUUUGACCCAACCAUCAGGAAAAUCAACAAAUGUGAUCAGCCCUUCAAUGUUGACUGCGGAGACAGGACAGAACUUCAACCACCAAAGGGAACUCACAUCUGUCCCAGGAGGAAUGGAUUCUUCGCCCAUCCUGACGCCACCAUCUGCAAUAUCUUCUACAACUGCAUAGAGGGAGAUUACACAGAGAUCACGUGCACGGCUGGACUGCACUUUGACGAGUACACAGGCACUUGUGUCUGGCCAAACACCGCUCAGCGUCAGGGAUGCCAAGACAAGAGCAAGGAACUCAAGGAUGGAUUCACCUGCCCCAAAGAGCCCGCAGUCGACUCCACCGGCCAGACUGUGGCUCAUCCCAAGUAUCCUCAUCCCACAGACUGCCAGCGGUUCUACGUGUGCCUCAACGGCAUUGAGCCUCGUGAUCUUGGCUGUCAAGUCGGUGAGGUCUACAACGAUGAGACUCAACGCUGCGACGCCCCCGAAAAUGUGCCAGGAUGCGAAGAUUGGUACGCCGCAUCGGACGAGAAGAAGAACUAGAAUGAGAUAGAGCGUGAUUGGAGUAUUAGUCUAUCUUCUGCCCUUGAGGAGGAUUCAAAGAAUACUUUAGAAUUGAGCUCUCAACCAAUCCUGCCACAAAUCACAAUUCAAGACAGACUGUAAAUACAAUUAAUGUGUUUAUAAAGGGAUUUCAGAAAUUUGUCCAUAUUCUAUCAAUUCAAAUAAAUCAUGUACUAAA
Molecule: messenger RNA, 1059 nt
Organism: Phlebotomus argentipes
Lineage: Eukaryota; Metazoa; Arthropoda; Insecta; Diptera; Psychodidae
Product: protein obstructor-E
Exons: 4
Coding region: 150-860 (236 amino acids)
Cellular component (GO): extracellular region
Molecular function (GO): chitin binding
Source: RefSeq, a predicted model, not a curated record